AUGGCUGCACAGAAAGUUGCUCUGAUUACAGCUGGUACAGCGGGCUUGGGUGCUGCCAUUGCUCGUGUCCUAGCACCGGACUUUAGAGUGGUGAUCAACUAUGCAAACAACAGCUCUCGCGCCGAGGACGUCCUCAAAGAACUCAACGCCAUCCCCAGCACCGUCUCUUCCAAAGAUUCCCCCCGGUUCCACGCCAUAAAAGCAGACAUUGGCAACCGCGAGGCCAUCACCUCUCUCGUCCAAGAAACAAUCUCCACAAUGGGUCGUUUAGACGUCGUAGUCUCCAACGCUGGCUACACACGCCUAACAAACUUUAUGAACUUUGACGAACAGCAUUUUGACGAGGAUUGGGAUAAAUGCUUUUUGUACAAUGUUAAGGCACAUAUGUGGUUGGCGUAUGCAACAAGAGAACACCUUGAGAAGACUGAGGGUGCUUUUAUCACUACGUCGAGUAUUGCUGGUGUCAAGCCUUCGGGGAGUUCGUUGCCGUAUGCUGUUACCAAAGCCGCGAGUAUACACUUGUCAAAGUGUUUGGCCAAUAUCUGCGCUCCGAAGAUCAGGUUCAAUUCCGUCUCUCCUGGCUUGAUGUUGACGGAGUGGGGAAUGAAGUUUUCGGAGCAGAAGAGAGAAGCACACAAGAACAAUACCAAAUUGAAGAGGUUGCCGGAAGUUGAUGAUGUCGCGGAGCAGGUACGAGUGCUGGCUUUGUCAAGAAGCAUGACAGGACAGAAUGUUAUCAUCGAUUGUGGUUUGACAUGUUGA
Aureobasidium melanogenum CBS 110374 is the source of this 762-nucleotide messenger RNA. Its product is annotated as NAD(P)-binding protein. Bases 1 to 762 code for a protein of 253 amino acids. The transcript has 3 exons. NCBI's taxonomy places the organism in Eukaryota, Fungi, Ascomycota, Dothideomycetes, Dothideales, Saccotheciaceae. The record is from RefSeq and is a predicted model, not a curated record. Gene Ontology annotation, molecular function: oxidoreductase activity.